AUGAAGAAGGAAAAAGUUCCCACCCUGAUCAUAUUGUGCAUUCUGAUCACAUAUACAGUUGGUAAAGAUUUAUUCACAUCUGAUGAUGACAUGAUUAGUCAUGUCCCUGGCGGAAAGGGUUUGCCAGCGUCAAACGAUGCUUCGAAGUUUGAAAACAGAAAUCCCACAGAUAGCAAGAUCGACAAAUUUCCCGCCACGUUCAUACGAACAUUUGUUGUGAGACGUGCAGCAAAAAAACACAAGAUGCCCUCUUCAUCACAAGAGGCUCGAAAACAUUCCUCUGCUAAAGGAUCUAACAAAGGGAAGGAUAGAUUUGUGUUUCCUUCAAAAAUUUCAACAUUGGGCACAAGCAAACCUUUCGAAUCGUUCAAAACAGAAAUGAGACCCGCGGCUCUCCAAUUGACCACAGUAUCUUCUAAAGGAAAAAUCAUCCCGUCAACCCCUACGCCAUACACAAAUUCGGAAAGGAUUUUAAAUCGAAGUGGUGCUACUAAAACCGACACGGAAAAAUCUGCACACAGUGGUAAAGAUAAAUUUCGGCCACCAGAUACAGUCACUGGAAAGCAAAGGCCUAGCGGCGGGACUACAGCAGCACCACUAGCCCCUACCCGACCUGGCGGCACCACAGCAACACCAACUCCCAACAUACUUGUUACCCCGCGAACUCAAGAGUCUGAAGGGCUACGUUUAGAACUUCCUUACGAUCAUGCCAGAACAGGAUCUGAUGAGGAUACAAAAAACGAGCGUGUCAUUAAAAAAGGAAAGAAUUGUUAUUCCUCAGCUGAGGAACAGCCACGAUCAGGUCCGCUGGCCACAAGCCUUGCAGGAGUGUUGGCUGGAAUUUUGAUUUUGUUCCUGAUUCUUACCGUCGUUCCUCGUUUAAGGAGAAUUUAUAACAACCGCUGGAGACGACGUAGUAACCCUAAAUUCGGUUUAAACAUUCCUCCAAAUGGUUACUUGAGCGAAGAGUUGAGUGAAGAGGAAAUCAUCUUUGACCGGGCUGUCCUGGAGCGUAAAAAUAACUCAUCAAAAACAGGUAACUCAAAAGCGACAUCGUGGACAUCUCCCAAGUGGAUGAAACCGGACCAUUAUUCGACUAUUCUGUCUACGGGUACACAACAGGAGCAGAAAAUAUGGACUUUGACUGAAAAGCCAAGAUCUACUCCCCUAAUGGCUGUCUUUGAAAACACCAAAAACCCUGGAACAGAGAUUUGGACCGGCAAUAAGAAUCCGGAUCCAAAAUUAACGGAGGCUUGGUUAUCGACGUCAUCCCUGUCUGAAUCAGACGUGUCCACACCAGCUGAAACAUCUCGGUCUGCAUCUCUCACCAGCGUAUCUGUAUUUUCACUGACACCUGAAUUUGAAGGUCGUGACGAUGAAUUCUCUUUACAUGAGUCAAUUUCAAGGUGUAGCCUGAACGAGAUCACAGUUUCUGACCCACUGCCUGCAAGACCCCUCUCGACCACUGUUCCAACUGCAUCCUCAAUUCUGACCAUCCCUGAAACAACAACAUUACCACACCCAUCUAGCCCUCAACAGUUCAUCAGUUUGGUCCUUAACGCGGCUUCUUCUGAUAAAUUGGCACAUACCUCGUCGAUGGAACUGGAUCGCAUCACUUCUUCUACAGAGUCGUGCAAGCCAAAUGCGAUUUUGUCAGAACCCUCCCCUUCACCACACCCAUCUGCUACGCAGCCGUCCUCAAUUUUAAGUCUACGGCCGGCCUCUUCUGAUGAACUAACACUUACAACGUCAAUGGCAAUGGAUCGCAAAUCCUGCAAAAUACCCGUGGCUCCACGUAAUGAGGUUGUCAUUGGAAUAAACGCAGAAGAAGAUGAAGGAAUCUCUUGCCCAAAUGAGAGUAAUAAGGAAAUAAUUGGCAAGAAAUCAGCGGCGCAAGUAUCGAUAACAAUGGAAAAUACGGUGGAGGAAGCAAGCAAAGACAUGUUGUGUGUUAGUCGAGUGUUGUAA
This is a messenger RNA of Stylophora pistillata, 1968 nucleotides long. RefSeq lists its product as uncharacterized. Lineage: Eukaryota; Metazoa; Cnidaria; Anthozoa; Scleractinia; Pocilloporidae. The record is from RefSeq and is a predicted model, not a curated record.